This is a messenger RNA of Phytomonas sp. EM1, 366 nucleotides long. NCBI's taxonomy places the organism in Eukaryota, Euglenozoa, Kinetoplastea, Trypanosomatida, Trypanosomatidae. The record is from the annotation of a GenBank genome assembly.
AUGAUCCGUUUGGUGUGCCUUCGAAGAGCGACUUACUUUGUGCAGACGCCUUUCGACUGCCAGCCGAUGAAAAUCCCUAAAGUCGCUUCGCUAGCCCAAACCAUGGACAAAAUUAUCCCACAAAAAGGUAUUUCGCGCGAGGAUGAGGUAAAGCUAUUAUUAGAAAAGCUUCCAUUAGCAUGCAAAGAGGCGAAGGAGCAGUAUCUUGUUGCCCAGCGCGCGAGUCGCUACUACCGAGCGCGGUACGGGAGAGGAUCGGAGGUGCAACGAAAGCAGGCUAAAAUGGUGCUUGAAAUGCCCGAUGAGGAUGUCGUGCGCUGGGCAAGGAGCCGCUGCAUGCUCGUACGGGAUCCUUUGGAUGCAUGA